This is a messenger RNA of Mugil cephalus (flathead mullet), 1572 nucleotides long. Its product is annotated as GTP-binding protein Rhes-like. The transcript has a single exon. Lineage: Eukaryota; Metazoa; Chordata; Actinopteri; Mugiliformes; Mugilidae. Gene Ontology annotation, molecular function: GTP binding; GTPase activity. Bases 208 to 834 code for a protein of 208 amino acids. The record is from RefSeq and is a predicted model, not a curated record.
CACAACUUUAAGCAGCCUAAAGCCCAAAGAGCAGCAGUUGAAGGAAAAGCAAAGAAGGAAGCUCAAAAAGAAGAAGAAGAUUCAAAUUGCCGGUGGAUCCUCAUGGGAAUUAAUUUAGAAAUUCAGUGACAGGUGUUGCAGCUGAUAAAAGAAAGUGAGUAAACCUGGGACAUUUUCUUAAUUGAUUUUGUAGAGAAAAAACAAAACAUGUCUCUGGAGGUGAAAGAAAAGACCCAGGUGCGUCUAGUGUUUCUAGGGGCAGCAGGAGUAGGAAAGACAGCCCUGAUCAGACGCUUCCUCCAGGACACGUUUGAGCCCAAACACCGCCGCACCGUGGAAGAGCUGCACAGCAAGGAGUAUGACAUCGGUGGGGUCAAGGUCACUGUGGAGAUCCUUGACACCAGCGGCAGCUACUCCUUUCCAGCCAUGCGCAAGCUCUCCAUCCAAAACAGUGAUGCCUUCGCGCUGGUGUAUGCUGUGGAUGACCCAGAGUCACUGGAAGCUGUGAAGAGUCUCCGAGACGAGAUUCUAGAGAUCAAGGAGGACAAGUACAUACCAAUCGUGGUGGUGGGCAACAAGGUAGACCGGGAGGGUGAGCGUCAAGUGUCCAGCGAGGAUGUGUUGUCAACUGUGGAGAUGGACUGGAACAACAGCUACCUGGAAGCUUCAGCCAAGGAGAACGCCAACGUGGUGGAGGUGUUCAAGGAGCUCCUGCAGCAGGUGAACCUUCCCAGUCGCCUCAGCCCCGCGCUACGCAGACGCAGGGAGACAUUUCCAAAAGACACCGACUUCAGGCCACCCAUGAACAAGACUAACAGCUGCAUUCUGUCAUAAUGGAAGAUGGGGAAGGGGAGGUGGUUGUUUCAUAAAGGGGUGAAGAGGAUAACAAGAUAGAUGGUACGUUGUAGAACUCAGUGCUGCUGGAGGGAAAAGAAGAGAGAAGCCUGGACUUCAGUCAUUGCAGGUAAAAAGUGAAGAGGUGCCCGACUGUAGUUGCAGACCAACAAAGACACUCAUUACUGAGACGAACAGAAGGAAACUACAGACAGGACUGAACUGACUGAAUAUUUAUGAAGCAGAAAUAAAUGCACAGGAAGAAGUUGCAUUAAUUACUGUUGUUUACUUUAUGUAAUGUUGUUGCUGCUUAUCCGGUAACAUGCUGCUGGUGUUCAGAUCAAUGUGUAACUUUUAGAUUUUAAGUUCUAUGUUCACUUACAUCAAGAUAUUUUGACUGUUGAUACUAGAUUGUUUACUGAGGGUGUAUAUACUGUACACUGUGUUUUGUGAAAGCGUUGUAUUUCUCAUUUUUUAUUUAUUAAGUAAUUCACCUGUAGCACACCAUGUUUACAAUUUUUGAAGUUAAUUGUCACUGAGCAUGACAUUAUGUUGUCUUAUGUAAAAAAAGUGAAAUGCAAAUAUAAACUAACGCACUUUUUGUUUUGAAAUGAGUAUUUGUUUUUUAUAAAUACAAGUUUUUUAUCAUCACAUACUAUCACAAUGAAUAUUUUGUUGUUUAUUUCCCUAAUGUAAGUGAAAUGUGGACAAAAAUGUAUAAUAAAAAAAUAAAAAGUU